AUGUGCGCUCUCACGCGCCGUGACAAGAAAGAAGCUGUAGUCAAAGCCAGCCUUUAUCAACUUAAGCCUCGUCCUGCUCGUAAUGGUGAUGGUCGCUAUGAAAAUAGUCGAAAUGGCAAUUGUGGACGUCGCAAUGGCAACGGUAACGGUGGUCAUGGUGCGUGGAAGAAUUAUGCUGCGCGUAGUAGUGGUGAUCGGUUCAACGACCACUGUCAUGGAUGUGAAGGUAACUCAACGUGGUUUUCGAACAGUAGAGCUAGCUGCCACAUGUCUGGAAUGCUUGAUGACUUUAGUGACUAUCGUCAAUCGGAUACGCCAAUCAGUGUGAAGGUUUCCAGUGAACAAAGACUCCAAGCAAGAGGUGUUGGCCAAGUUCGUAUAAUUCUCGCUGGUGGUUGUAGUGUCAAGCACACGGCACAUCGAUGCACCUUCCUCGGCUACUCCGACAUGACGAAAGGUUUCCGUUGCUGGGACAUCGUUGACCACCGUAUUGUAACCACGCGGACGAUUCAGCUUGGUGAACGCCCUCCUCCAUGGCAUUGGACUGUUAUACCGACCGUCUCUCCGUCAUGCAAACAAAUGCAACGAUGCUCGUCACGCAUAACUGAAAAGAGAUCCCGAGGUCUUCUGCUACUGACAUCAAGGCGUUCAAAAACUUUUGAGGCCCGUAUACCCGCAGGAGGCGAAAUCGGCCACGCGGCUCGUAUUGAGCACUCUCGUCCUUACCUUUGGCAUGGAGUUCAAUUCGGGCAAGUCGUUCGCCAAAGCUACGCUGCAAAGGAUCAAAUCGCACUCAUGAUGAGUCGCAUGGCAACUCAGCACUUGGCAGGUUGUACCGUGACUUUAUAUUUGUCAAGUGUGUUAGAUGCUGAGCGGCAACCCGCGUCUGAAGAAGUUGAAGACUAUCAACGUUCUUGCUGGCAGAUUUUUCAUCAAAUUCUCCUACGUGGACUCACGGACAUAAUGCUUUAG
Messenger RNA from Plasmopara halstedii, 972 nucleotides. RefSeq lists its product as uncharacterized. The record is from RefSeq and is a predicted model, not a curated record. Bases 1 to 972 code for a protein of 323 amino acids. Lineage: Eukaryota; Oomycota; Peronosporomycetes; Peronosporales; Peronosporaceae. The transcript has 3 exons.